AGAUGACCACAGCCACCACUCUGGGAGAUGCCACCUUCUUCUUGAACAUGACCACCAGGGGAGAAGACUUCCUGUACAAGAGUUCUGGAGCCAUCGUGGCCGCCAUUGUGGUGGUUGUCAUCGUCAUCUUCACCGUGGUUCUGAUCCUGCUGAAGAUGUACAACAGGAAAAUGAGGAUCAGGCGGGAGCUGGAGCCCAAGGGCCCCAAGCCGGCUGCCCCUUCUGCCCUGGACCCAAACAGCAACAGCAGCCAGCAGCCUACAGCGGUGACCUUCGGCCCGGCUGAUGUCCACGUGGAGACCCGGUGACCCCUGUCCUGUGCUGUCUC
Messenger RNA from Marmota flaviventris (yellow-bellied marmot), 328 nucleotides. RefSeq names its product non-compact myelin associated protein (gene Ncmap). Gene Ontology annotation, molecular function: structural constituent of myelin sheath. Gene Ontology annotation, biological process: regulation of myelination; peripheral nervous system myelin formation. Lineage: Eukaryota; Metazoa; Chordata; Mammalia; Rodentia; Sciuridae. Gene Ontology annotation, cellular component: Schmidt-Lanterman incisure; plasma membrane; paranode region of axon. The record is from RefSeq and is a predicted model, not a curated record.